Molecule: messenger RNA, 633 nt
Organism: Symbiodinium necroappetens
Lineage: Eukaryota; Dinophyceae; Suessiales; Symbiodiniaceae
Source: the annotation of a GenBank genome assembly
AUGAAUUUGAAUGCCGAGGCCAGCAAUACGCAUCUUGAUGCGUUUCUCGCUGCGGCCCACCGCCGUAAAUAUCCCGCUAAAAGUACUCUGAUUUACGCAGGGGACAAAAGCGACUCGAUCUAUUUCAUCCUUAAGGGUUCCGUUACCGUUCUUGUAGAGGACGAGUCUGGUAGAGAGAUUAUUGUCGCCUACCUGAACAAAGGCGAUUUUUUCGGUGAGAUGCCACUUUUUGUAGACGACACACCACGAUCAGCCUGGGUUAAAGCCAAAAGCGAAUGUGAAGUGGCUGAGCUGUCAUACAACAAGUUUAAAGAGUUGGCGGAACGCCACACAGAUCUGCUUUAUGCGGUUGGCAAGCAGAUGGCGGAACGGCUGAACAAAACCACCCAGAAAGUCAGUGACCUUGCGUUUCUGGAUGUCACCGGUCGCGUUGCACGGACUUUGUUAGAGCUGACCAAACAGCCUGAUGCCAUGACGCACCCGGAUGGUAUGCAAAUCAAAAUUACCCGUCAGGAGAUCGGCCGCAUUGUCGGGUGUUCUCGUGAAAUGGUGGGCAGAGUGUUGAAGACACUGGUGGAUCAAGGAUUGGUCUCUGUGAAAGGUAAGACCAUGGUGGUGUACGGUACUCGUUGA